Molecule: messenger RNA, 570 nt
Organism: Metarhizium acridum CQMa 102
Lineage: Eukaryota; Fungi; Ascomycota; Sordariomycetes; Hypocreales; Clavicipitaceae
Source: RefSeq, a predicted model, not a curated record
AUGGCCAACAACGGCCUACCGGGCAAUGCUUUCACCAACAACAAUGGUCUCGCUGCGGCCAAGGCUGCUGCGCCAAUGUGGUGCAUGCCAUCGGGAACUUGCAUGCCCCCUGCUGCUGAAGACGGUCAAGGACACCAGACUAAUGGUGUCGAUGCGGACAACUGCAACAUUGGCAAGAAAGACACGGGGCACAAGAGCGACUGGGAGGGUAUCGUCGUUAGUUUCAGUGACAAUGGCGACAACAACUGGGUGCGUGACACCGUCAAAAUGGAGCAAGACGGCAAUCACAAGCAAAUAAAUUGGGGUGGUAUUAACGACACCUUUGACGGCUUGGGCGAUUGGCAAAUUUCCAGCAGAAAAACCGCGACCAUGGAAAGUUCUACUUUGGAAAGUUUCACCACUCUGUUCACCAAAACUGACGCCUGCCCGCCAAACUCGGAGAAUGACUUUCGAAACGGCGACUACCAGUUCUGGGCCAAGAACAACCUUCGCCAUGUCUCGGUUUUGAACCCAAGCUGGAACUGGGGCAAGGCCUCCUCGCCUGUAGAUAUUGAUCUCUGCACCUACUGA